AUGGUUUUAACUACAGAGCAAAUAAACCUGAUUGGACAAGUAUUUGAAUCAUAUAUUCUGGCAUAUCACCAAAAUGACGUCUUGCAGAUUUUAAGGGAAAAAGAUGAUGAUGCCCAUUACCCAGUUAUUGUUGAUGCAUUGACACUUUUUGAAACCAACAUGGAAAUUGGUGAAUAUUUUAAUGCCUUCCCCAAUGAAGUGCUUCCCAUUUUUGAUAAUGCAUUGCGUAGAACAGCUGCGACAGUUUGUCAGUCAGCUUCCCAAGCCCAGGAAUUCAUCAUUAAACAGAAUCUCCAUGCCAGAGUAUCAGGUUUACCUGUGUGCCCAGAACUAACGAGAGACCACAUCCCAAAGACUAGAGACGUAGGGCAUUUCUUGUCAGUCACUGGCACUGUUAUUCGGACCAGCCUAGUGAAAGUCCUGGAAUUUGAGCGGGAUUACAUGUGCAAUAAAUGCAAGCACAUCUUUGUGGUCAAGGCUGACUUUGAACAAUAUUAUGCCUUCUGUCGUCCAUCAACCUGCCCUGGGAAAGAAGGUUGCACCUCCUCAAAGUUCACUUGUCUCUCUGGAACAUCCUGUGCUCCCAGUAGAUGCAAAGACUAUCAAGAGAUAAAGAUUCAAGAGCAGGCUCAAAGGCUUUCUGUUGGAAAUAUUCCCCGUUCUAUGAUGGUGGUCCUUGAAGAUGAUUUAGUUGACGGUUGCAAAUCUGGUGAUGACAUUACAGUUUAUGGAGUAGUGAUGCAAAGAUGGAAGCCUUUUCACCAGGAUUCCCGCUGUGAUGUAGAGAUUGUUUUAAAGGCCAAUUAUAUUCAAGUCAAUAAUGAGCAAAUUACGGGCAUCACAAUUGAUGAGGAUGUUCGCAAAGAAUUUAAAGAUUUUUGGGAAAGACACAGGAAUGACCCUUUAGCAGGGAGGAAUGAAAUUUUAGCAAGCUUGUGUCCUCAGAUUUUUGGAUUAUAUCUUGUGAAACUGGCUGUAGCUAUGGUGCUCGCGGGAGGGGUACAGAGAACAGAUAAUACCGGCACUCGGGUUAGAGGUGAAUCACAUCUUUUAUUGGUUGGAGACCCCGGUACUGGUAAAUCUCAAUUUCUGAAAUAUGCAGCAAAGAUUACUCCACGAUCUGUACUUACAGCAGGAAUUGGAUCUACUAGUGCAGGUUUGACUGUAACUGCUGUGAAAGAUUCUGGAGAAUGGAAUUUGGAGGCUGGUGCACUGGUCCUGGCCGAUGGAGGCCUCUGCUGCAUAGAUGAGUUUAACAGCAUCAAGGAACAUGACAGAACAAGCAUCCAUGAGGCCAUGGAGCAGCAAACCAUCAGUGUUGCCAAGGCUGGUUUAGUGUGCAAACUGAAUACAAGGACCACAAUUUUGGCAGCAACCAAUCCAAAGGGCCAAUAUGACACUAAUGAAUCCAUCUCUGUCAACAUAGCCCUUGGAAGCCCUCUUCUUAGCAGGUUUGAUCUUGUUUUGGUAUUGUUGGAUACAAAAAAUGAAGAAUGGGAUCACAUAAUUUCAUCCUUCAUACUGGAAAAUAAAGGCUGCCCAAGCACAUCUGAAAAGCUCUGGUCUAUGGAAAAAAUGAAAACUUACUUCUGCCUUAUCAAGAAUCUCCAGCCAACACUGACCAAUGAAAGCCACCUGAUCCUUGUUCGCUACUAUCAAAUGCAGCGGCAGAGCGACUGCCGGAACGCAGCCCGAACCACCAUCCGCUUAUUAGAGAGCUUGAUCCGGCUCGCUGAAGCACAUGCUCGAUUGAUGUUCAGGGAAAUUGUAACUGUGGAAGAUGCAGUAACAGUGGUUUCAGUGAUGGAAUCCUCCAUGCAGGGAGGUGCACUUCUUGGUGGUGCCAAUGCACUCCACACUUCCUUUCCUGAAAAUCCGAUGGAACAAUAUAGAAUGCAGUGUGAACUAAUCUUGAAAAAGCUGGAAUUGGAACACCUUCUGCAGGAGGAAUUAAGAAGGCUUGACAGGUUUUUACAGAAUGGAAAUUUAAGCCCAUCUCUGCAAUGCAUAGGAGCAUCUUUAAAUAAUGACAUGUUUGGGGAAUUAGAGCAGAGGAUUCAUUCCCAACAUUCAGAAAAAGAAGAAAAUAACAUUCAGUUUCAACCUUUCUCAGCCAAAGUAAGUUCUGAUGCUGAUACGCAUCUGGGAUUCCCAACCAGACAAGAAUCUAAUGAUGCCCAAGUAAGAGAAAAAUUGAAGAGUCUUAAUGAGAGCAACAGUGAUAACACUUUGAAUUGGUUUGAUAGUAUAGCAGAAGGUAACAUGGAAAGUGAGAAGGUCACUUGUGAUUUUCCAGUUGCAGUAACAUCUCAGGACAAUCUGGCUUUGGAAGCAACAAAUAGUAGAUCUUCUAAAAAGACCAACUGUUUAAGAGAAGCUGAGCAAACCAAGAAGAGGGAAUCAGUGACAAAAGAAGACCAGGGGGACUCUUGUAUACAGACUAUUUUUUCCUUUGAGAGGAUACAAAAGCCUAUAAACUCCCCUUCAGGGGCAAGCCAUAAAGGUUCAGGUGCUACACCUGGCACACCUAAUUCAGUCAUUACUCAAAGAGCCUCUAAGAAGUGGCGGAAGAGAAACAUUGAGAGCAUCCAGAGAUUUUGUAUAAAAACAGCAGAUUCCAAGACUGAGGAUCAUCAACCUCCAUUAUCUUCUCAUCCUGCAAUUAUCCCAAAUUGCCCUGGAAAAGAUACUGGAGCUUCUCCGUAUCACAAUGUGCCUUCAAGGCACUUGACAUCAGCAACAUUAAAUCGGAAGCGAAAUAGAGACCAAACCAACAAAGUAAGAAAUUGCAAUGAACCUGCCGUCCCUGAGAACUCAGAAGCUGCCCCUGCUAAGUUCUCUAAAUUUUCCUUUCAACGAAAGCCUAAGCUAACUCUGUCUCCUGAAAAUGAGGGACAUCACACGUUACAGGAGACUAUUUACAACCCUGACCUUUUUACCCCAAGUACAUCGAAAGGAGAACAUCUGACGGAAGAAGAUCCUGAUAAACAUCAGGGAAGCCAUAGUCUUAACACAGGAAAUACGGCCAAGGAGAAACAAGCCGGUGAAAACAAGAAAGAGGAAGAGAAGCCAAAGCCAGCUAAGGCCACCGCCAUUUCUUUCACAAAAACACCAGGGGCAAGAAUAGAACAUGGGGACCGUCCAGACUCAAGAAAAGUGUGCUCCAGCACUUUGGCAAAGCUAGCAAAAUUUGCCUUUACACCAUCAGAUGAAUCUCCAGUUUCCUUGAAUAUCACCACUAAGGAAAAAAUGAGAGAAAGGCAGCCAUUGAAGACUCAGAAAGAUUGUGCAGAACCCACCCGGAAGUGCUUUGAAUUAGGAGGCACACACAGAAUUCCAGGGAAAUCAUUGUUCUCAGUAACUGAUUUGGACGAUGCACUCUUGGACUUUGACUGGGAUGGAGAGGUUCAGAAAUAUGCUAAAACUUAAACCUUAAUGCCUGCUACCUUCUCAAAAAUAUAUUGUGGUACUUUUAUAAAUGCUUUAAUUUCUUGAUGGGGGAAUAAUGCUGCAAAUAAUAAGCAACCUAACAGAUUUUUUAAAAUUGAAUCGGGUUCUAAAAAGACCAUGCUCGUACAACACACUUGCAAAAAUGUGAUGCUAUUGGAAUGCUCAAAGUGAAAUAAACUUGGUGCUCUCCAACUCACCAGGUAAAGGCAACAGCCCUGAAAAAUACACCUCCUUCCUGGGUUUUCUCUUCAUUGAGAGCUAGUAUAAAUACUAGCAGUAUUGGGAAAUCCGGUGGUAGAUUGGGAAUGUUUCUCUUUUUUAUGUCUGUUUAAGCAUAUGGGUUUGAUAGAGGACACACAUCAUGUUAAAUUGAGUUACAGUAUCACAUUUUUGCAUCAUUUUGUGUCAACAUGCGCAAUGUCACUUGUCUUCCUUCCUGCAGAUAUCCUGUGAUAUUAAGACCUUUCCAACAAUGAGCUUCAGAUUUUCAGAGGACAUUGUUCAGGGCCUAAGGUUUAUGUGGACUAGGGGUGUUAUAUUCCAUGAUCAGGACAGAGAUGUAUAAAACUACA
Messenger RNA from Thamnophis sirtalis, 4022 nucleotides. It is a transcript of the gene MCM9, whose product is annotated as minichromosome maintenance 9 homologous recombination repair factor. Gene Ontology annotation, molecular function: ATP hydrolysis activity; ATP binding; single-stranded DNA binding. Gene Ontology annotation, biological process: double-strand break repair via homologous recombination. The record is from RefSeq and is a predicted model, not a curated record. NCBI's taxonomy places the organism in Eukaryota, Metazoa, Chordata, Lepidosauria, Squamata, Natricidae. Gene Ontology annotation, cellular component: MCM complex; nucleus.